Molecule: messenger RNA, 1591 nt
Organism: Tricharina praecox
Lineage: Eukaryota; Fungi; Ascomycota; Pezizomycetes; Pezizales; Pyronemataceae
Exons: 1
Coding region: 149-1294 (381 amino acids)
Molecular function (GO): tocopherol cyclase activity
Source: RefSeq, a predicted model, not a curated record
CCUCGAGUGACCACAAGUGGAGGACAGUGGUGCAAGUUGCAGUUAGCCUGGAAUGACAUCAUCGGCCAACUUCCUCGCACUCUCCCAGCCGGGCUCUCUUCAUUCUCCAGACUUGACUUCGACAAUCACAAGUUGACAGUCGACAACAAUGGCUUUCUCCGUAUUGAAGUCGCUACUCGUGGAGCCUUUCAAACUCCUCCUCAACCUCACCCCUCUUGCUAGAUUCCUUCCCAAGACAGACGAUUACGCGUCGCACCCCGGAGCCCCAUUCGAGGGAUACUACACGCGAAUCGUCACCGCGACAGGAUCCACAAUCCUCCUUAUAUUUUCAUCCGUUUUCUCCGCUACCGAUCGGCCCCAUCUCGUGCAUUUCUCGCUUUUCCCUCGCGGCGGCAACAACCGUAUCGUUGUAGACAAGUUCCCGCACAUCGCGGAAACGGCUGGACCCACACACCCCAACGACGGCACGCAGGAAUUCGGCCGAGUCGCGAAAGGCGACGGAGUCGAGGGCACCUACAGAGUAUGUCGCGACGAGCAGCGGUACAGGCUCGAGCUGGAUACCGCGGAGGGCAAGAUCGAGGUGUCUAUUGAUAUCACGCAACGCACGCCGUGGUCUGCAGGAGACAAAUUGUCGACGCCGGAAGGCAUUUUCUCGGUCCUGACUUUCCUUCUGCCGCUUCAUUGGAAUGUCUUCUCGACCGCGUCUUCGGCCGAGUACGAUAUCCGCCGCGACGGUGUCGUCGUCGAGAAGGGCACCGGAAUUGCGCACCUGGAAAAGAAUUGGGGCGUUUCGUUUCCUGCCGGUUGGACGUGGGUCCAGAGUUUCUCGAAACCCCUGAAGGCCGAGGGACUCCGCACGUUCUGUUUGGCCGGCGGCAAGAUCAUGGGUCAGAAGGCGUACCUCCUCGGCUACAGGUCCGAGAAGAUCCAGUGGAGUCUUCGUCCACCUUUCACCUUGAUGCCAUUCUGCUGCGCGACCCCGUUCGCAGGCGAGACAAUCAACUCGAAGAAGGGCACCGCGCGGUUUGAGAUGGCGUCGCUAUCCAAGAAGCUGGUGGUUGAAGUCUCUGCGCCACCAAACCAUGAGGGGUGGCUGGGAUUGUGCUGCCCGCUUGCAGAUGGACAUGGUAAUACCUAUGCGUAUGAAACCUUCGAGGGGUAUGUCAGAGUCAAAGCUUUCCAGAGGGGCUGGGGUCUGGGAUGGGAUUUGGUCGAGGACACGACCUUUGAAGGUGCUGCGGUCGAGUUCGGGGGAGACUACAGCUUCAAGGCCUCUCAGCAGUCUGCAUGGUAAUGGCUGCCGCCGGGUAUGAACAUAAAAUCUGCCUUAACACGUACGUGGGAUGUACUAUCGUUUCUCGUGUUCGUUGAUUUCUGGUUUUGAUUUCGUAUAUCCAUCACUGCGCGGUAGAUUAUGUAACUAUACGCGGGGGCGGUCCGCUAAGCUGGAGACUGAAGUCUAAGGAAAAGAACGCGUUUGAUCUGAAGAUAAGCAACUGCAGUAGGAAAAUGAGUUAUAGACGCUGAAGCGCUAAGGUCCUGAAUGACCAUGCAGGCGUCACUGAUAUCUAUACCCUAUCCAUCACUAGGA